AUGGUAAAACCACAGGAACAUUAUCCGUCUCUAUGCUUGAAAACAUCACUCUUCAGUAGUAAUAUCCCAAAAAACUUGCUUACAGGCCUAUUUUCAACAUUAUUUUCCUACGGUGUAGGAGGCUUGGAAGAUACUUCAAGAAAGACAAAAGUAUCAUUCAAGAAACAUGUGGAAUAUUUGUUAUCGUAUCACGACAAAAGAUUCGAAGAGCAUUAUUCGUUUAUGUAUGUUGUAUUUAAUAUGAUUCAAAGACGAGAUGCAUGUCAACAAGCGCGGCUAAUUGUAUCAAGGUCAUAUUUUAAAGAUUAUGCAAGCCAGAUUCAGUCAUUAACAACCAAAGAUCUACGAGUGGCAUUAACAAGAAUCGUAAGUAAAACCUAUUCCUCAAAAGCUGAUUCACGUUUGGACAUACUACUAAAACAAGUCAAAGCUGUUGAUGGUCAUGUUAUGGGUUCAGAUCACUCCCGUGCUGAAUUAAGAAUCGAAAUACAUUUGUUAAUAUACAAACUAGGUCUACCAAGUAUAUUUAUAACAAUAAAUCCAGCUGAUAUACACAGUCCUAUGGCUAUGUAUUUUACUGGUGUUAACAUGGAUAUUGAUGAAAUACUAUCGAAUAAUUUCCUAUUAACUGUUCGAAAACGAGCACAACUUAUUGCAUCACAUCCUGCAGCAACGGCCAAAUUUUUUAAUCAUUUAAUUCAAACAGUCAUUGACACUAUGAUUAGCGGUGAAGGUGUACUUGGUUCAACAAAAUCUUAUUAUGGUACAGUUGAAAGUUCUGGUCGUGAUUCUUUACACUUACAUAUGUUGAUAUGGUUGGAUCACGAGUAUGCGCCAGCAGACGUGAAACAAAUGAUUAAAGAUAAAGAAUUCAGAAAGAAUUUAAUUGAAUAUUUAGAAGAUAUUAUUAAAGAAGAUCUUGACCAGUUUCAAAAUGAACUUAAAUCCAAGAAUAAUUUACAACUGGCUACAACUGAUACUGAUGAAGAGCCAGCAAUUGUAGAAAUUGAUGAUGCUGGAAAUAAAGUUGGUAUUGAAAAGGAAGAAGAACAAUUUAUCCUUGAGCGCACAAAUGAUAGAACUACGUUUGCACUAGCAAAUACACGAAUCGAUUAUCAAUAUCGGCCGAUUACGAUUGAAAAUGUUUGUCUUUACGACUUUGUUAGUGAAUACUAUCGAGAACGUAUGAAAUCCAAACACAGGGAAUAUUCAAAACAAGCCCACCAAGAAUCACCGCCUGGCGCUGGGAGAGGACGUCCACGAAGCGAACGACUGACGUUUACAAGUGAUCAUCCGCUACAUUUACCACAUUUAUUAAUGAAACGAGCAAAGAAUGUUCCAGUUCCAGUAUUUGUUGGACCACAAAUACCGAGACAGAGUAGAGAAGAGACGAGAGAACGGUAUUGCCGUUCUAUAUUAACCUUAUUCAAACCAUGGAGAAAAGUUGAAGAUUUAUGUUCUGUUAAUCAAACAUGGGAUGACGCAUUUCGAUUAUACGAAGAUAGCUUUUCGGAUUCAGCACAAACAAUCAUCGAUAAUAUUGAACUAUUGCAUGAAUGCAAAGAAAAUCGUGGUGCACAUUUACUACAAAUACUGGAACAAGGUGAAAGCGACGGUGACAUUGAUUUAAAUUUUGUCCCACAAAGAAAACUUAGAGUAAGUGAUGCAGAUGAUGUCGAGUUUCUUGAGUUAUUACAAUCAUUUGAUUCUGUGGAUACACCAUCAAUGUUAACAAGUGAUUCUUACAUAAAAGAAGCCAUACAGUGGAUGGAUAAAAGCAAUCGGUUUGAAUACUUACAAAUUUGUCUGUCGCUAGUAUCUAGUCUGCGGACAUACAAACAUACAUACAGGCAUUUUAACUCGAUAAGACCCUUUCCUUUACAGUCAACAUACUGCGAUAAUUUGACAUGGGAUGAUAUUAUCGAUGAUAGACCAACGUACACAAUUGGUGAUGUUGUACAAGUUAAAUUUGGAAAUAAACAUUACAAAGGAGAAAUAAAAACUACAGCUGAUCAGAUAGAAGAAUUACAACGACACAUUCCACGAAUUGAAGUAACAAAAUCAAAUAGAAUAUCAACAGAUCAAAGAACUCAAUCCAAAAGUAUAUUAAUAAAAGAAAAUAAUGAAUAUCAAGCAUUAGCUGAUGCCCUUGGACAUCAAGAUCAAAUUUUAACGUUUGUUCAAGAUAUAUUUGCAGCAGUUGAACUAGUACAAAGAAAUUUGAAAACAUUAACGGCGACAGUUGAAGAAGGGGGAAGAAAGUUGCUUCGAUUGAAACAAGUAACCGGCAAUGUACGGAUUUUGCACCAGCUCCGUAUAAAUCUUCAAUUAUGGAAAAAUAUUUAUGAUUUUCAUGAUACUGAUGACAAUGAAGAAAUUGAUGAAGUAACAUCUAAUUACAACAAAGCAGUGGAUACAUCAAAGUCGGUUCUCACAUCUGUAGAUAAUUAUUUAUCAUCAUUAACGUUCGCUGAUCCAGUUUUAACAAAUGCUUUUCCAAAUUCAACGGAUACAGUUCGUACUACAUUAGAUAAUGAAAUAAUAACCGCAACAAAUUAUUCUGAUACAAAUCCAUCAUUUUCAUCUACAACAUCUAACAAUGAACGAUUAACUUGUGUAAAUUUAAUUGAUCCAAACAACCCACAAAAUAUAUUCACAAUUGAUGAAAAUAAGUAUUUAAGUGCGAAACAAAUUGCUGAUUCAUCAAAUAAUGAUGGUGAUUUAUUACAUAUUAUUCAAAUGCUGGUAUUUUCAGUAUAUAAUGAAGAUGAAAUAGAACAAUGUUCAGUAGAUGGUAAAAUUAAAGGCACUAGACCAUUUGAUGUGGAAACAUUUCGAACAAUAAACAGUCAUCUAUUAGCUCUAUAUACACCACGUUAUUCAACAUACAGAAACUGUUCUCAUUUCGCAUCAGAUUUGCGCUAA
This is a messenger RNA of Didymodactylos carnosus, 2925 nucleotides long. NCBI's taxonomy places the organism in Eukaryota, Metazoa, Rotifera, Eurotatoria, Philodinida, Philodinidae. The record is from the annotation of a GenBank genome assembly.